AUGGAUAAAGAAGAUGUGGAGGCCGCGAGCCCGGCCGGGGGCCGCCGCGGUCCCCAGGGCCCCGGCUCUGGUGCCCCGGGCUACCGCUGUCCCGAGCCGCAGUGCGCGCUCUCCUUCGCCAAGAAGCACCAGCUCAAGGUGCACCUGCUGACGCACGGUAGCAGCCAGGGCCGGCGGCCCUUCAAGUGCCCCCUGGACGGCUGCGGCUGGGCCUUCACUACCUCCUACAAGCUCAAGCGGCACCUGCAGUCGCACGACAAGCUGCGGCCCUUCGGCUGCCCGGUGGGCGGCUGCGGGAAGAAGUUUACCACCGUGUACAACCUCAAGGCGCACAUGAAGGGCCACGAGCAGGAGAACUUGUUCAAGUGCGAGGUGUGCUCCGAACGCUUUCCCACGCACGCCAAACUCAGCUCCCACCAGCGCACCCACUUCGAGCCCGAGCGGCCCUACAAGUGUGACUUUCCCGGCUGCGAGAAGACAUUCAUCACAGUGAGUGCUCUGUUUUCCCAUAACCGAGCUCACUUCAGGGAACAAGAACUCUUUUCUUGCUCCUUUCCUGGGUGUAGCAAACAAUAUGACAAAGCCUGUCGCCUGAAAAUUCACCUGAGAAGUCAUACAGGUGAAAGACCUUUUAUUUGUGACUCUGACAGUUGUGGCUGGACCUUCACCAGCAUGUCUAAACUCCUACGACACAAAAGGAAACAUGAUGACGACCGGAGGUUUACCUGCCCUGUUGAAGGCUGUGGGAAGUCAUUCACGAGAGCAGAGCACCUGAAAGGCCAUAGCAUCACCCACCUGGGCACAAAGCCAUUCGAGUGUCCCGUGGAAGGGUGCUGUGCCAGGUUCUCUGCCCGUAGCAGCCUCUACAUUCACUCCAAGAAACACCUGCAGGACGUGGGUGCUCCGAAAAGCCGUUGCCCGGUGUCCAGCUGUAACAGACUCUUCACCUCCAAGCACAGCAUGAAGGCGCAUGUGGUCCGACAGCAUAGCCGGCGCCCAGGUCUGCUCGGUUUACUUCUCUCUUAGGACACUGCAAAGAUGUGUACGCUUGACAUGUGUCAGAGAAGCCGGAGCAUGUCCUUCCUUCCUCUGCCCUCUUCAGAAGUUGUCUGGUUAUAGGUUAAAUUAAUUGAGCACAGUGAAGUCUUACUGGCCCAUGGACCAUGGCUGCCAAGCCUAGUGGCAUCUUUUGGACUCUUCUGCCACUUGCCUCUGACCCUUAAUUCCUCCCUUGUCUCUGAAGUGCUUCCCUUGAGGAGCAUUCAGUUAUUUGUUUGUUUACUUAUUUAUUUUUAGUGUUUUACUUGGCUUUUCCUAGCAUAUGUCUCCCAAGUCUGUCUCCCUCUAUGACCUUUGUCCUGAAUUCUGAGCCUGCCCCUCCCUUGUUUCUGUCUUCACUCCUCUCUCUGUCCGGUUGUGCAGAGCAGUGUUUCACCUUGUGAGCGGGGGCGGGGCUUGAG
Messenger RNA from Leptonychotes weddellii (Weddell seal), 1460 nucleotides. The record is from RefSeq and is a predicted model, not a curated record. NCBI's taxonomy places the organism in Eukaryota, Metazoa, Chordata, Mammalia, Carnivora, Phocidae.